Molecule: messenger RNA, 878 nt
Organism: Xenia sp. Carnegie-2017
Lineage: Eukaryota; Metazoa; Cnidaria; Anthozoa; Malacalcyonacea; Xeniidae
Product: WD repeat-containing protein 90-like
Exons: 4
Coding region: 189-614 (141 amino acids)
Source: RefSeq, a predicted model, not a curated record
GUUUCAGGAUGACUAUGUUGUUGUCAUUUCUCAGAUCAUUUAACGCGUUUAGUACAUUCUCCGUGUAUAAGGCAUUCGGUCGAAUGAAAAUCAUCGAGUCGAAUUGUAGUUCAACUCUAAUGGUCAAACUGAGCAUUGACAAUUUGGACGUACCUUAGAAAUGAAUUUGUUGUAUAUGUCGUGUUUUUAUGAGUGAUAGUACAGAUGGUGUGGUAGCCAUAAGUAGUCCUGCUACUGGCCUCACUGUCCGUUUAAUCCAAGAUCAUAAGGGAGCACCAAUCACUGAUAUGGACAUUGCUUCACAUAAGAACGAUCAUCCAUCAUUCAAUUCGCCCAGAUUGUGGCUUAUUGCGAGCGCUGAUCGUAGGGUUAGCGUAUGGAAGGCCGAUUGGUCGAAGGAUUUCUGUGAGCUUGUUGAUUGGUUAACUUUUCCCGCUCCAAAUAUAACACCUGAAGGAAUUGCUUUGAAAAAAGACGAUGCGUCUGCGUAUUUGCAUCUACCGCCAAGUUUGGCAAGAUUCUCGCCAACAGAGCCCGAUGUUAUUGUGUACAGUGGUUAUGGUCUGAGAAAACUGAUACAAUUCUACAGCUUGUCCCAGAGAAAGAUCGACUAGUGAAAGUAAUUGAUUAUGAUAAAGGUAGCUUUCAAGAUUUCGAUAUGCAUUGUGACUCUAUUAGCCAUGUGACAUUUUCUCCGACCGGAGAUAAACUGUUUUCCGUUGGUUUUUUCGGAUGUUGCUUUGUGGAAGGUGUUGAUAUAGAGAGACGUCCUUAUUACACAAUCUUGGCAAAACAAUAUAAAGUCGAAGGCUGGUGCGCUAUUGUCUAUGACCCGUCAAUUUAAAAACUCGACAUUUUAUCGGCUUAUUGAGAGCAAU